This is a messenger RNA of Cuscuta campestris, 1149 nucleotides long. NCBI's taxonomy places the organism in Eukaryota, Viridiplantae, Streptophyta, Magnoliopsida, Solanales, Convolvulaceae. The record is from the annotation of a GenBank genome assembly.
CUUUCCCUUCUCCUUUUCGUUUGGGAAAAUUCCUCUGCCCGCUUUCCUCUUUUAAUCCGUUCCCUUUCUAAACCCCUGCAAAUUUGCAAUAUACGGAGUAUUACUAUUAAUCAAGCAGACACAAAAUUUAUUAAGGCUGAUGAUAUGGACUCCGGAAACAGUUCAUCCGGCGGCGGCGGCGGCGGCGAUAAUGAAGAGUACGAUUCAUCACGCGGAGGAGAAGACCCGAUUUCCGGAUACUUCAUUUAUCAUUUUGAAUCUAAUGCCGGAUCUCAGCUCUUUCUGUCGUCAAUCCCGCCCGCUCUCAGUUCUCCAUACUUCGACAAUAAUCAGCAACACGAUUUGAUUGGGCCUGGGCCUAGUCUCUCCGGGUUGCUAUUCGGAGGAUCCGAACCCGGUUUCGCCACUGGCCUUGCCGAUUUCGUGCCUAAUCCUACUUCGUCGUCAUCGCCGAUCCUCGUCGGGGCCCGGCAGGAAAACGGCCACUUUCUGGACCCGUCAUCGUCGGCGCAACCGGCGGUUGAGAAUCCUGGACCCGGGUCGGGUUCUGCGGCUCCCAAGAACCCCAAGAAACGGAGUCGGGCCUCGAGGAGGGCGCCCACCACCGUUCUCGCGACGGACAUCGCGAAUUUCCGGCAGAUGGUCCAAGAGUUCACCGGAAUCCCAGCGGAUCCGUUCGCUCGCCGGCUGGACCUCUUCUCCGCCGCCGCUUCCCCGUCAGCGUUAAUGAGGCCGGCCCAUUUCGAUGGUCCUCCACUUCUUAGGCCAUCAUCAUCGGCAGCCCAAAGUCCGGGGCUCUUGUUCAACACCGGGUCGGGUUCAAAUCCAAGUACUAAUAAUACCAACAAUCUAGGAAUCACAACACAAGAUGAACCAGAUUUGCUCCACCAUCCACUCCUACAAUCGGGCAACCAGGAACCGAUUCUUAAGAGCAACCAAACUGAAGACCGAUCGAGCUGAUCGAAGUUACGGUUAGUGUUCAAGUCCUCCAAGAUGAAUUGACGACCGAACCGUAUUGUUUCGGGUAUAACGUAUGUAUACCAUGUAAUAAUGCAAUCACACGUACACAUGUUGCACUCAGUUCUUGACUUUAGAUGAACAAAUUUAUUGCACUAAACAAUGUUGAUCUCAUAAAAGACUUGUUUAUAA